Messenger RNA from Dermacentor andersoni, 10981 nucleotides. RefSeq names its product ATP-dependent translocase ABCB1-like. Gene Ontology annotation, molecular function: ATP hydrolysis activity; ABC-type oligopeptide transporter activity; ATP binding. NCBI's taxonomy places the organism in Eukaryota, Metazoa, Arthropoda, Arachnida, Ixodida, Ixodidae. Gene Ontology annotation, biological process: oligopeptide export from mitochondrion. Gene Ontology annotation, cellular component: mitochondrial inner membrane. The record is from RefSeq and is a predicted model, not a curated record.
AACGGCUUCGACUGGGCCUAGAAAAAAUUGGGCGUACAUAUCGUCGUAACUGUCCGACUUCCGCAUGCUUACUUGCGAAAUACCUUUGUCAUCAAGGGAGAGCCCCCCAAAGGAGACCCCGACUGCAGCGAUUAUACGCGUCUUCGGGCUUUUAUAGAUAUACGAACGACUCGGAAAUUGAGAAAGAUAAUUUGUAAUAUAAACAAAGCCACAAGAAAGUCCGGUGCCGCGCAAACACGAGGAUUAGACAAAUCCACGCAGUCUACCCUAACCGUCAUUCUCACCAUAUAGCUGAACGAUCGACCGCAGCGCCAAAAAAAUUCCCUCUAUGCUGUUUUUUUUUCUUUCUUUUUUUAUGAACACUCAGCGGUGCGUCCAGCAGCAAUCCUUUAGCGGCCAGAACCUGCGGCCGCCACGCAAUAUGUGCACGGCUUACGCGACAAGGCGGCAGGGUAUCGGAUUGUGGCCGCGCAGCUGCCGGGCGUCGCAACCGUCGCUGCUGCUGCUGCCGCGUAGGGCCAGGGCCAGCUGUUUGCGCCGUGCCGGAGCCGGGACAUCUUAUUUAUCGCGAACGCUGCGCCGCCGCCGCCUCCGUCGAGGCCUCGCGAUUGUGACGGCUGCGCAGCAGCGUGCGGCGCGACUGCUGCACUAUACGUAUAUACGCGGCCGUGUGUGUGCAUGUGUGUGUUUGCAUGCGUGUUUGUGUGUGGGUAUGCGAGGCCGCCGGCUAUGCCAAGUUGAUCUGUUACUGUGCGCGCCCCCUUUGCUUCCACCGCUCGGCGCACGAGAGCGUGCAUGCGGACACAGGCUCGUGUCCACUGUCGGAACCACUGCGCCGACCGAAGACAUCUCUCUGGGAUUACUGUACAGGAGUCUUGUCCGACGAAUCGAGUAGACGGCCGGUCAGAGGAUACCAUGGCCCGACGCAGCUCGGCGGAAACCAAUCCCGUGUACUUCAUCAACGGCGGCAGAAUGGGGCUCGAGAACGAGGAGCGACUGCUGCUGUUAGACCCGGGCACGGCCAGCGGUACAAGGCCCAGGCGCACCACUUACGGUGCCAAUUACAACACCACCGCCAUGACAGCCGCCGGCGCUGCGUCCUCGUCAGCGACCACUGACAACGUCAACACCGUGGGGCCCGGAUGCAAGGACAAUGACAGGUGGCCGCGACCAAAGAAGGUCUCUUACUGGAAACUGUUUCGCUAUGCCACGGCGCAAGACAUUGUCCUGCUGUUCCUGGGCACGGUCUUCGCAAUCAUCCAUGGUGCCGGCUGGCCACUGCUGGCUAUUGUGUUUGGUCACAUGACAAAUGCCUUCAUCCACCAGCAGCAGGCGGGCUUCUACGAUGGUGAAAGCUCAAACUUGACCACGCUGCCGCCUCCUCAGACCUUUGGGGAAGCAAUACGGCGAAGUGGGGCACAGUCCAUGUUUGACCCUGUAACUAUCCUGGAGUACAACAUCAUCAUGAACAAGUUUGCACUCACUUAUGUCAUCAUUGCUGCUGUGGUCUUCGUGUCUUCAUUUGUACACGUGUGGUGUUGGACCAGAGCCUGUGAUCGUCAGCUGUACAGGCUGCGGCAAGAGCUGUUCUACUCGCUCCUACGACAGGAUGCAGCCUGGUUUGACCGGCACCGUGUCACUGAAGUUGCGUCAAGAAUGAAUGAUGACAUGGAACGUCUGCGUGAGGGAAUGGGUGACAAAAUGGGCCUCUUCAUCCACUACCUGUCCACCUUUGCAUCUGGCUUUGCCACAGGGUUUGUUGAGAGCUGGGAGCUCACCCUGGUCAUCAUGUCGGUCACACCACUGCUUGCCUUUGCCUCAGCAUUCCUGGGCAAUAUGGUGUCCCAAUCAGCUGCCAAGGAGCAAGAAAAGUAUGCACAGGCUGGGGCAGUGGCCCUGGAAGUUCUAAGCAAGAUACGAACUGUGGCUGCCUUCUGUUCUCAAUAUGGCGAGCUGCAGCGGUACAUGACUGCUCUAGAAGCGGGCAAGACUGCUGCAAGGCGCAAGUACAUAGCCAUGGCAUUUGGAUUUGGUCUGACGUUUGUGGUCCUCUACGGUGCCUAUGCACUUGCUUUUUGGUACAGCUCGGUUUUAGUAGCAGCAUCCAGGCUGGAUCCCGGCAGGGCGUUCAUUGUAUUCUUCGCAGUCAUGGUGGGCUCGUUCUCGCUGGGAAAUGCUCUGCCGCAGCUCAACAGCAUCGCUGUGGCACAGAUGGCGGCUGGCCGUGUCUUUGAAGUGAUUGACCGAAGGCCUGAUAUCGACUCAUACUCUGAACUUGGUGUGCAGCUAAAACAGUUCACCUCUAACCUCUCUUUUAAGGACAUCAGCUUUUUUUAUCCAAGAUGCCCAGGUCACAUGGUCUUGCGAGACGUGAGCCUGGAAGCCAGCGAAGGUCAAGUCGUGGCCAUCUGUGGGACAAGUGGCUCGGGGAAGAGCACACUACUCAACCUGGUUGUGCGUUUCUAUGACCCCUGUUAUGGCGAGAUUACUCUGGACGGCGUGAACUUGAGGUCCCUGAGUGUGCGGUGGCUGCGUUCCGAAGUUAGCCUUGUGAGCGAGCGGACGACUUUGUUCAACUACUCCAUUGCUGAGAACAUCCAGUUUGGCCAGGAGGACACCACAAUGCCUGAAGUUGUGGAGGCAGCCAAGCUAGUUGGCAUGCACGAGUUCAUCAUUAGCCUUCCUAAGGGUUACGAGACAGAGAUAGGUGAGCAGGGCUGCCAACUGAGUGAGGGGCAACGCCAGCGGUUGGCUAUUGCUCGAGCAAUGGUCAAGACCCCCCGGAUACUGCUUCUGGACAACGCAACUGGUGCGUUGGAUGCGGCCUCUGAAACACACCUUCUGCGCACCCUUGCGAAGGGCAGUCCUCGGCGCACAACGAUGGUGGUAACACAGCGGCUGUCGACCUUGCGAGAGGCAGACAUGGUGUAUGUGAUGGACGAGGGCCACAUUGUGGAGCAGGGCAAACAUGAGGACCUGGUGGCGAAGAAAGGGUUUUACUUCCAGCUCAUGCUCAGCCAGCUCACAGAGAGUGAAGAUACUGAGGCUCCGGCACCUCCACCCGAGUCCUGUCGUCCUGCCUCAAGACAGGACGAAGAUGACGAAGAGGAACAGCUGCGAAGACGCAGGAAGGCAUUGCUCUUGGAAAGCAUCUCGCCAUUUGAUCGCGAGUGCAGUCGUCUCGCUGACGACAUCAUCAAGGAGGAUGUUGAACUUCCAUCUGCCCGCAAGAUUUUGCAAAAGGCCCGGCCUGACUGUGGCUGGUUCUUUCUGGUCUCACUGGCUUCUCUUGUGGUUGGAGCAUCCCUGCCUGUCUUUGCAGUAUUCUACAGCGAAAUAUUCAAUACGUUCACCCUGGUUGGGCAAGAGAUGCAAGAUGCUGCUUUCUUCUGGUCCAUGAUGUUCCUGGUCCUGGCAGCUGCUAGUGGUCUGGGGCACUUCUUCAGGACGCUGGGUGUAGGCAUUGCUGGGGAGAACCUGACAUUCCGCCUGCGGGUUGCUUUGUUGGCCAACAUUCUGCGGCAACACAUGGGCUGGUUUGAUGACGACUCCCACUCCUCGGCCAAACUGGCCUCUCGGCUAGCGAGUGACGUUCCUGUUGUUAAAACCGCAGCAGGCUACCGCUUGGCAGUAAUGUUCACAGCGCUCGUCACGCUUGGAACGAGCUUGGCCCUGGCCUUUGCUUUUGGCUGGAAACUGGCCCUGGCCCUGGUGGCCAUUGUGCCCAUCCUGGCCUUGGCCGGUGGCCUGCAGCUGCGUGUUGAAAAGGCCUCCCAGCGUCGCGAUGCACACCUCAUGGCUCAUGCUGUUCAAGUGACCACAGAGAGUAUAGAGAAUAUCAGGGCUGUUCAAGAGUUAAACCUGGAACCCACCUUUUUUGGCCUGUUCGUCAGCCACCUACUUGUGCCACUUAUAGAAUCGAAAAAGCGGAGCAUCCUGUUUGCACUCUCCUUCGCCUUCUCCCAAGGUGUGAUGUUCCUAGUGUACGGCUGUGCUUUUCGUCUGGGUGCCUUCCUGGUUACAAGGGGGGAGAUGGAAGCCACCAAUGUUUACAGGGUGUUCUUCACGAUGGCAUUCAGCGCGGUGUCUGUGGGCCAGUGGACUUCCAUGCUGCCCGACUAUCUCCGGGCCAGGCUGUCGGCUGGCCUAGUCUUCAACCUACUCGAAGCGGAGACUGAAAUCGAUGGUUACUCCGAUGGUGGCAUGCGGCCUGAGGUGAGCAGCCGAGUGUCCCUCAAGGGGGUCACCUUUGCCUACCCAAGCCGUCCGCAAGUCACAGUGCUCCAGGGGCUUGACCUUGAGCUAAGCCCUGGCGAGAUGGUGGCACUGGUAGGCGCCAGUGGCUGUGGCAAGUCCACCGUGGUCGACAUUCUUCUGCGUUUCUACGACCCCCAGUGUGGGCAAGUGUACUUGGAUGGGGUGGAUGUACGUGCAGUCAACGUAGGAUACCUGCGGCAAUGCAUAGUGGCCUGCGAGCCACGGCUGUCCCUAAUGGACCGCACCCUCGGGGAGAAUGUGGUGUAUGGCCUUGACCCCUCCUCUGGGGUGCCCAGCCAGGAGGAGCUAGAGGAGGCAGCCCGCAUGGCACGUUUGCACGAUUUCGUCAGCCAACUGCCCUUGGGCUACGACACACCCCUGUGUAACUCUGCCAUGACACAGCUGUCAGAAGGACAGAAACAGCGAGUUGCGCUUGCACGGGCACUUGUGCGCAAGCCCCCCAUUUUGGUCUUGGAUGAGGCUACGUCCGCCUUGGAUGCUGAUGCUGAACAGGCUGUCUUGGAAGCAGUAAAAAAUAACCUGGGGGAUCGUGCCUGCAUCUUCGUGAGUCACCGCCUGUCUGCCAUCAAGGUGGCGGACCGCAUCGCAGUCAUGGACCAUGGUACUAUCAUGGAGCAGGGAACGCACGUGCAGCUUAUGCAGAUGCAGGGCGUGUAUCACAGGCUCGUAGAGAAAAGCCUAAUUUUAGCGUGACACAGCAAAAAGCUUACACAUGCUAACAUAGAUUACGUGUUUGUCACAUCAACAGUCAUCGAUCAUCAUUAUUGUCUGUAAAGGAGGGGCACCAUAUUGCCAUUCGUAUUGCCACCAGAGGCCCUAUACGAAAGCUUGGCUCUUUACUGCGUUGCAUUUUCGGAGACAACCAAGACUUGUAGAAGCUCCAUGCUACUCACAGUUAUUCCCACCAUGCAAAUAUUGUGUUGUGCACUCCACUCAGUGACAGUCUAAGAAUUCCAUGUGAAUGCUGCCCUCAAAACCACUGCAACUGCCCUCCAUGCUGCUGCACUCCAUGCUGCUUCAUUCCAUGGGUUUCUCAGGAGAUGCUACAACAUCACAUAAAUGAGCAAACAUAAUUGGCUGGUGGAUUUACACAAAUUUCUUUAGUGUUGAACUGUACUGUAUUCGCCACCACAUUCUGUGGUUGUCACCCACUUAUACAUUUAAGGUUUCUGGUAAGGAGCUGGAGCUGGGGGCAUCACGUAGCAUGGAACUCUGUGGCAGAAUUUCUCUCACUGGGUCAUCUGUGCACCUUGGGAAAGGAGACACACAGCACCAUUGUAUGUUUGUUUCCGACUGGGGGAUGCACUUAACGCAACAUGGCUUCCGUUACAGACACAAAUGGCUUCAGCAUUCUAUGUGAUCAGAUGAACUUGUUCUCGGCCUAGUUGGUAUUUUCUGCGAGACACCAUUGCCACUAAAAGGAUGCACACAAAAACACAGGCACUAAAGAAAAGAAUCACGACGACAGGGCCACUGUCAUAAUUAUUUCCUUUCAUGUUUGUGUUCUUAUGCGCAUGCUUUUAGCAGCAACGAUGUCUCACUUCAUUGUAAUCGAUGGUCAGAGGCCUCCAAGCUGAAGAACCAGCCAGCUUUUAUAAGCAGAAUGUUACCUUAUGAAGCUGCAGUCUUGCAGGUUCUCAGACUUGCUGACUGUAUGGAGGGUGGCAAGGGCCUAACAGAACCUCAGUUAGAGUUGAUCGCUUUCUUAAGGUGGUUCGGAAGGAAGGCAUCAGUAAUGUAUGCAUAUCAGAAAGCUUGGCAACGUCUUCUACACUUAUGCACAGCACCUCCAGGACCUGCAGAAACAAAGACGAUGUAGGAGAGAAUUUACAGAUCAUGUAAUAAUGUGUGCAGAAAUAUGGUACGUUGAAAUGUGUCAUGACUUGCUUGUAAUUUCCGGAUAAUUCUUUCGCGUCUAUCAAAUCUUAGAGACUGUACUCGUGGUUUAAGGUCUUGUUGAUGUAACCCUACAUUGCAUGAUACCAUAGUGAUACCAUAGUCCAUGUUUCACGAAUGUUUUCAAUCGCAGGAAUUAGCAGUCUUAAGUGGGUUAAGAGACAAAAAUUAUGUAGGUACAAUGAAACCUCACUAAACCGUAGUUGGCCGGAGCUCAGAAAAAGUACAUACUAAAUGGUAGUACUCCUUAACCAAAAUAGUAUGAGAUCACCCACUCACCUGUCAAAAACGGAACUCGGAGAGACUGAGAUGAAAGUGCAGAAACAUGCAGUAUUUAUUCACUUUGCCCAACAAAAGUCUCUUAUUUUCGUUUGAUGCCGCAACGGCCUGGCAGCAACGGCAGCGGCCUACAACUUACUGAUGCUGCGAGCCAGCUUUUCAGCCAGCCCCCUCUUCUCGGCAAACACUCGCAUGGCAGAUUUCUCGUUGGCAUUGCAUAUUCUCCAUGCAAGGGCAUGGUGCGCUGCAGAAGUCACGGGGCGCCUGUUUCAUUGCAGGGUGUUGUUCUCGUCAUGACGAUUGCAUUCAUGAAGCUGGCAUAACGUGCAACUUCUGCCACUGUUGGGCCUGAAUCGCCCGUGCUGUUGAUUUCCAUGUCGUCCUCAUCACUGUCAUUAGGCAACCCUUUGGCAACAACAGAAGCAACGAUGGCAAAAAGUCAAACCUCGUAGCCGACAUCUGUUCGCGGUCGCAGCAGCACUGCCGAGCAACUUCUUCACAUUCCAAAUGCCACACACUGUAGUCAACGAUAGAUCCUUACCGUGUGCCAGCACCCACUUCUUCGUGCCACGUUCGACAGUACAAACAAUGUCCAAUUUUUCUUCUACACUGAGCACUCGGGUGUUUUUUAUCCGAGCUUCAGCAUGACGCGAGUCCUAGCUUACACAAUACCAACAACUCUCUGGCACGGCGCUGCAAUGAUGUUGAUGUUGAUGUAGCUUCAGAGGAUCGGAGGCCCUUGUUCUGAUCUCUGAGACUUAUUGUUCUGCAGGGAUGGGGACGACGUACCGCCAGGAUUGCAAAACGAAAAGUGGAAACACUAUGUGUUAACCAUUGCAUACGCAAUAAGCUGGUAUGGUUCGUGUGGAUACAAAACUUGUUAUGUUCAAUGGUCGCUGAGUCAGGGAUUUGACUUUACUACUUUUAAAACGAAGCUACUGUUUAAGUGGAUAUGGUUUAAUGAGGUUUUACUGUACAGCCUUUGUCUAAAGUAUAUCAGUGCCUUCAUCAUAUAUGUCAUUCAUGUGUGUGGUGCGGUUAUUGUGGUGCUUCUGACACUGCAGACCUCUCAAUGGUGAGUACAAAAGUUAUUUUCAUUCCCCAGGGAAUUGGAACUUAUGGUAUAUCACAGGAAUUUCCUUAACCAGCCUGUAGUAAGCCUGGCGGUUGCAAACUGCAGGCAACAUAGCCUGUAUAUUUUUGACAAAAACUGUACACAGUCACUCGCUCAGUGAUUCACCAUAUUCACAGUGGUACCAGAGGUGUAAAAUAAUUAUGUCUGGAUUAUAGUUUAUAACCAGACACUUUAUUUUCUUGCCUUGUGCUCGCGUUAUUCCUCCCAGAACAUAAGAUGACAGCUUCUGCAUGUUUCUCAAUCUGAUACCGGGACUGCUGCAUGACAAUAUGAUCACAUACGAUUCUCCAAAAACAAAUUACAGUGGGAUCGCAUGGAUACGAUCUCACGAAAAUCGGAAAAUAAAACGUAUCAUCCGGAAAUCGUAUUAUACAAAGCAACCUUCAAAAAACAUGAAAAUAGGCAUACUCAAUGACAUACUCAAUAGCAAAGGUUCGUGUGGCGUCAGUGAUACUGCUCCGCAUAAUACUGUAUGUUAUAUGGAGGGGCAUUGCUGAACGUCACACAACCCACAGCCAACGCACUUUUAUUCAGCAACGUUGAACUAGCUCAUCAGCUUGCAUUAAACUUUCUUCUUUUCGAUAUCCGUAACAAAGUUCUUCUGGAACUUAAAAAAAAGUAUCCGACUUUUCCACACUCAGCUGAACAGUGGCCGCACUGCCACAGCAGCAUUUUACCACUGGCAAUGUGACGUGUUUUUUCUCCAGUGUGGCCGGGGCUUAACGCAUUGUCGUUGGGUCAUUGGAAUGUUAUUUAAGCUAGUACACUGGAUUGUAAAGCUAUGAGAUUUAGAAAUACCAGUAAAAGCCCACAUCUGCAGUCGUAUUAUCCAAUUGCAGGUGGAAACGGGAUCGCAAUCAUUAUAAGAAAUAUAUAUUGCUCCUAUGGGACAUUGACCGGGAGAAAAAAAAAAGUAUUAUCCUGAAAAACGUAUUAGGCAGAAUCGUAUCGAUAAUAUUGCACUGUAUACAGCUAAACCUCAAUAUAACGGAGUCGGUAAAAAUUUUCAAUUUGCUUUGCUAUAUCAAAAUUUCGUUAUAUUGAAAUUUGACCUUUUUUGCAAAUAAGUAUAGUUGCUGAUAGACCUUUAAUGCACAGAAGGGGCUGCAAAAUUUUCUGAAUUAUCAGGCAAUUAGAAAAAGCAAGCUUGAAUGAGAAAAAAAAAUUUUGUUGAAGUUGAGAGCUGGCAACAAGAGAUAUAGUUUAAGGCUUUGUCGACGAUACCUUCACAUUGGCAGUGUGAAGCAAAGCCAGCCACACUUUUGCGUUCACUCUGCCCUCGGGGCUGGUAGUGACCCCAGCAGUGGGACCAUGCUAUCAUCCCAUCCAUCGUUUUGUUCACGCUGUUACCAUUUUGAAUGCAUACCAACUCGCCCACCUUUCCAGUUCAAUAUCAUUGAACUGGCAGUAUCAUUAUCAUAUCAAUAUCAUUAUCAUUAUCAACCAAUAUCAUUGAUUGCUGGCAGCGAAGAGCGAAUGCUUUUUCUGCCUCUCACUUCAAUGUGUCUGCAAAAGUCGAGAUUACGCAAACUCCACUAAUGAAUGUGCGGGAAGACAGCACACAUGAUACCACGCCAUCACAGCAUGCCCACUGUGGUUUGCACACACAGCAGAGAACCUCUAAAACAGAGCGCACAGAGCUGCUUAUAUGCUCAGCCACACUGACAGCCGUGUGGAGCCACGACCGUGCUAGAAAAAGAGACACAUGACAACUUGCCCCCCACUGCCCCCCACCCCUCCCCUCAUGUUGUGCUUGUACGCGUUACCAAGAGCUCGCUUGGCACUAUCUUUUUGAUCCCUUGCUCAUGCAGGAAGACAGUGCUCAUCAAGCCACCAUCCUUCUUAGCUCACCCUCGCGCACUUUUACCCACACCCAACGCAUACAGCAUGCAGGACAUGAUAUGCACUUAUCACACUUGGACUUUAUACGGAACAUGACACUGCUCCACUUCAGCGGUCACUCUUGGUUGCGCAGAGCAUAAUUUGAGAGGUGUGUUCGCAAGCAGCCGCUUGUAAUUCAACCAUUUGAUCAUCUACAUCAAUGAGAGUUUCCAUUUAUUGUCUUGAUUUUUGCAGCAGCAGAGAAAUUUUUUUAUAUUGAAAUCACGUAUAAACGCAUUUUGUGUGUUGAGUUUCUAAAUGCACAGUGUUAUAUGGACAAGAAGCUACAAAAAGUUAAAUGCUUUGUUAUAUGAAGAAUUUUGUUACUUGAAGUUCGUUAUGUCUAGGUUUAACUGUAACAGAAAAAAAAGUUAACAGCAAGAUAAGGCCAAGACGUUGCUGUACAGCAGGAGAAGCAUGUCAGAUGCUGACGCUUAAUGUCAGUGCUAAACCACACAUUUCCUGCAGUGCAGUGAAGUACAACUUGCAAGUGUUUUUGCAGUGGCAGUUUAGAAAAUGAAAGCAACAAUCUUGUGUCGCCCUAUGCCCUUAACACCUGUCUCCAAUAUCCCUCCUCCCGUGAUCUCCAAACUUCCAGCCUUCAUCACUGGGCCACCCUAUUUCUGAUUCAAGUUUAUUGACGAUACUUACAAAAGUCACUUUGAAGGCGUUCUUGGCGAGAAAGCUGUGUGCUUACAGCUUUCUCGACAAAAAUAAAAGGCAUCUGGGGCCAUAUAGUGCGAGGAUUCCCUUUCUUCGAUUCUACACAUUUCUCAUCGCCUGUUGCGGCUAGUGUCCAAUACUGGCAAUAACAAAGGCUUGGCAUCAUUCCAUCCAAUGACGUAGGAGUAAAAGGAAUGGGAAAUGAAAAGCAGAUAAGGAUGUAAAAGCAAGAAAAAUGGGAAAGAAAAAGAAUUUUUGUAUAAUACGACCCCUUGUCACAGCAGCACUUGAGCUUUAUACGAAGAACACAUUGCUACUAAAGGUCAAGGAAGUGUGCAUAGCAUACAUGCUGGUUGCUGGUUUCACUGUUUUCUUAGUGCCAUAAUGGUACCUUGUCAAUUUGCACUGCCGUGUUGUAGCUGAGGAACGUGCAUUAUAGAUACCAUACUUCAUCGGUUUUCUGCACAAGUGACAUGUGCUCGUUGCGACACACAAUGUUGUCAAGUAUGUCUGUGGCAUUGCACAUUGGGUACUCGUUUGCUCAUGGUUGCAAGGCACCACCCUUCAUGAUUUGCUUUUGUUUGAUGUGACCAGGAUGACUGUGCAAGUUUUAGUGCAGCACUGUUGAUGGCAGCUCCACUGUCUACCCAUGAACAAAGCGCACGCACCAUGUAACUGUGCACAAGUUCUGUAUGCGUGUGAACAUUAUAUCUUUUUGCAGUUGACCUUGCAUUGAAAAACAGUACAGUGUGGUUGGCUCAGCAACAUGUAUGUCAAUACAAAAUUGUAAAAAAGAAUUCUACUUAAGUUAUGUAUUUUGGAGAUGUGAAUAAAGUUGUGUGUUAUAAA